Molecule: messenger RNA, 8572 nt
Organism: Spea bombifrons (plains spadefoot toad)
Lineage: Eukaryota; Metazoa; Chordata; Amphibia; Anura; Pelobatidae
Gene: SETX
Product: senataxin
Exons: 25
Coding region: 180-7760 (2526 amino acids)
Biological process (GO): termination of RNA polymerase II transcription
Cellular component (GO): nuclear body
Molecular function (GO): transcription termination site sequence-specific DNA binding; helicase activity
Source: RefSeq, a predicted model, not a curated record
GAGCGCCCGCUCUUUACGUCACUUCCAGGUGGGAGGCGCUGGAGGGAAUCGUUGUGCGGGCAGUGUGCACGGGUUGUUGUUAAAAUUAAACGCGAGUCUCCGGCUCCAGUUGCCGGGGUAGGCCGCCAAAUCACGAGAGUGGAAGUCAUGCCAGAGGCGGGCAGCCAAGAAAAAGGACAAUGAGUACGUGCCGUUGGUGCACGCCUGGUGGUUCUGCUGCCACCGAUCUUCUCAGGGGUUAUGCUGCCGGAGAGCUACACAUACAGGACGUCCAUGAAGCCAACGAUGACCUCAGUUACUGCAUGGAGUGUGUGUUGGAGUACCACCGAGCUCGGGAUGAGGUUCCGCAGCUCCACAAGGCACUGUGGGAGAUGGAAACAUCCCGCAUCAUUGCCUGGCUUGAAAAGUCCUUGCAAGAAGAAAUAGAGGAAGACGAUGAGCUCUUUUUGAUUGAAGAAGAUGGAGAGAAACCGCUGUUUGGCUACACAGAUCCCAACUUUGAGAGCAAAGUUCGCGUACCACUUUUAGAAUCCCUCAAGUACCCAUAUUUACUCCUCAACCAACGAGUCAGCCAGCUUUGUGCUGAUGCAUUGUGCAAGAUGGAACAAGUGAACAAUUCCUUUCAGGUGUACGAGAAACUUCCCGGGGUAUAUCUCCUGCUAGUGCAUCCCAAUGAAACUGUCAGACGUUGGGCCAUCUUGACCGCAAAAGCUCAGGGAAAGGUAGACAGAGAUGACUAUUAUGAGCUGCAGGAGGUCUUCACUUGUCUGUUUAAGGUUAUUGAGCUUGGCUUGUUUGAAAACCCUGAUCUCUACAGUACAGAAUUGGAGGAAGGGAAGCUAAUCCUUCUGCCUUCACACCUGUAUGAUACAACCAACUACAAGAAUUACUGGCUAGGAAUUUGCAUGCUUUUGACUGUCCUUGAAGAACAAGCCAUGGAUUCAUUGCUGCUAGGUCCGGACAAGCAGAAUGAUUUAAUGCAGUCUAUCCUUCACAUUAUGGAAAAGUAUACUGAAGAUGAAAGCCUUAACCCCUUCUGGCCUGCUCUUCAUUGCUUCAUGAUGAUCCUUGACCGUUUGGGCUCUAAAGUCUGGGGGCAACUGAUUGAUCCCAUACAGGCAUUUCAAACCAUCAUCGCCAGCCCAAGUUACAACAGAGAGAUUGAAAGUGUCCGGAAAAGCUGCAUGAUGAGGCCGAGCAAAACUGAGCCAGACCCUAGUGAUGACGAUGACCUUGUGACAUGCAGCCAGAUUGUUUACAGCAUUAAUACAGAGAAGAAAAAAAAAGACACAGGAUGGAGGAAUGCAAUCUGUCCUGACUACUGCCCCAACAUGUAUGAAGAAAUGCAGUGUCUUGCAAGUAUCCUUCAGUCUGAUAUUGGUCAAGACAUGCGGGUCCACGACAGCACCUUCUUGUGGUUUGUCCCAUACGUUCAGUCUGUGAUGGACCUGAAAGAUUUAGGGGUCGCCUACAUCAUUGAAGUGAUUCACCACCUGUAUUCUGAAAUAAAGGAUGUUUUCAAUCAGCGGACCCCACAGUGUGAUAAGGUUACAGAACUUUUCAUUUUGGUCUUGGUUUCAAUCAUUGAAUUACACAGAAAUAAAAAGUGCCUUCAUAUGCUCUGGGUGAGCUCACACAAAUGGGUUGAAGCCAUUGUGAAAUGUGCUUUGCUUCCAGCCAAAGACCAGCAACUCAGGAGUAAUCCUAGAACAGCCACGAACUAUUCCUUGUCUUCCUCCCCCAACUCGCAGACUGGUGGUUCUGUCCAAAGUGCUUGCAUCCAGCUAAUUCGAAGCCUCUUGCGAGAAGGUUACCAGCUCGGACAGCAAGGCACUUGUAAGCCGUACCUGGACAAACUCAACUUCAUCAUCAGAGGCAAUGUAUGUCGAAAUCUAGAACUCAGCAAAACGGAAACUCAAGGUUUGCAAACAUGUUUGACGCAGAUUAUUAAAAGUGUCAAGGAUAAAGCAUUAUCUGCCCCAAGUUCUACUUUGGAGCAAAGUUCAACAAGUAAAACACAGUCUGUGCCCUUCAUAAAAAUUGAAAGAAUGGACGAUGAUGACGACAUGUGGUAUGGCUCCAACUGCACGUCUCCGCUUUCCUCUGUAGAUACUAAAGCUGGCGCAGCAUUAAGCUCAUCUUUUGGCGUGGAAGGCUGGAGUGUACCUACUGUUAAAAGUGAACCUCAGGAGACACGAAUUUCAGAGCUGAAUCCCUCUGCUCUUGGGUGUAGCUCCAGUGCCAAGACGUUUAAAAAAGAUCUUUCUGCAGGCAAAGGAUGCGCGUCAUCUGCCGACACUGUGCUGGACGCAGCUGUGGAGCUGAAUCCAAAACCCAAAAAGGAGCUAACGGGUUGGCAAUCCAAGCUAUCAAAGGUAAUGGAGAAAUCAUCAAGCCGGAAAAUUAGAAGAGAAAGUUCAGUCUCUAGAAGAAAUAUUAGUGACGGUGAUCUCGGCAAGGGCUUUACUAUGGAAACCAAAGCUGGGUCAAUUAAGACUGAGCCAUGUGACCCAGGGCUUAGCGAAGUCAAUGGUAAUUCUGUUCCUUUAUCGGGUCUCAAAAGAAAACUCAAAGAAGAAACUUCUGAGAACCUUCCAGUAGCUAGACAGCUAGAAAGGCUUUCUUUAGAAAAUGAGCAUCCAGAAGCUAAGGGACUUCUUAAACCUCAUUUAGAUGAAGAAACGAGUGGUGCAAAUAGUUAUGUUAAAAUUGAUGAAGAGCCAGAGGAUGACGAUGACCUUCCUUUGACUGAGAUUAGAAAGAGAUUGUUAAAGCAAAGUGCGCGGCGUGCAAACCUUACCAAUUCUCAGGUUGAUCGUGAUCUUGACGGUUUGUCUUUGGCUGCCCAUGCUAAGUACCUUUGCUUUUCUGAGGACUCUAGCCAGGACAAGGUUGCUCCGCCAGAGCCCUGCCUAAUUGAGAGGAAGGUGAAAGGUUCAAAGAGAUCUUCCGUCUUUGAGAGUUCAUCGUCUGACACAGAGAUGUCCUCGGAUCAGAUCAUAACAAUCUCGGACUCCUCUUCAGACGAGGAAAUUAAGCCAGUCCUUAAACAUUUAAAACCUGAGAAACUUGAAAUUCGCAAAGAGGACCCACCGUCCACGUCUUCCUCCCCUUCCAAACCAACGAAUGAAGUUCAGAUAAAACCCGAGAGAUCUCCUCAGACAUGUGAUCAAUACGAUUCACAGUUAUUUGAGUUUGAAACAGCUGAUGAUGUGUUUUCAGUUUGGCAAGACUCUUGGGUUGAUGAGAAGAAGCCCUCUCCUGACCAGGCACAAAAAAAUGAAAGUUCUAAAGUGGAAGCUGAUGAUAAAAAAUGUAAUGACUUUGAAUCGGACAAUGACUUUGACCAGUGGGGUUACGACACGGAUUACAUUUGCGAUGAUGCCAUUGAAAAAGCAGCACAGGAUGCCGAGAAACAGUUUCGAUUGUCUAUGCCUCACCAAAAAGAUCUUAAAGAGAAAAGCCAUAGUCGUUCAAAUGAAAGCUUAAGUUCUGAAAAGUUUUAUGGUAAAAAAUCAAAAACCUCUUCCGAAAAGAGUAGUAAACUGUCUGUAACGAGUAAGACCUCAACCGUGCCAAAGAAAACACCGUUAUCCUCCUCAAAGACCGCUUUAAACAAGAAAACAGAGACUGCCGCCGGUCAAAAAAUCUCAUUGAAGUCAAAAAUAAGCAGAACAAAAAGUCCAGUGAGAGCAUAUACUGAAAAUAAAAAGCACAACAGUCCCCGUAAACCAUCGCUUGCUGUGGUUCCUCCGAAGAAGAUUCGUGUCUGUCCCGAGCUACCUUCCACCGUGGAGAAACUUGGCCUUAAAAAAGCCCCCCGCAAAGCAUUCGACUUGUCACAACGUUCUCUAGACAGCUUAGCAGAACUGCGUAACUAUGGCAAAUCCGCUGGGAAGGUAGAGCCUAACAAACAAAAGACAAAGCUGAUUUCGCCACAGUCGUUACUGGUAAAAGGGAACAAAAGGCUUCUGGCUUGUCAGGACCGGCAGUUUUACCGUCAGUCGAGACCCAAAGAGAAAAGUGCCGAGCACUCAGAGAGUCGCAAAAGAAAAUUGGAGACCUCAAAGCACCCUGGAAAGGAAGAGGAAAAGAACGUGUCGCUUUCAGGACAGAACAAACACACUCGUAAGAGCAGCUCUGACGUAAGUCCAAGUAGUUCUAGCAGAGAAGAACCAACGUAUAUGCCUUCUGAAGCGGUUAAGUCAUCUGAACAAUCUUCAUCUACUGCUAAUGGUGAGAGUUCUGCUGGGAAGGUAGCUUGUGCUUCUUCACCCGUUGAGAGUACCAUCAGGUCUCCGUCAACCGUAGUAAAAGAAUCUAGUAAUAAUGAAGAGGUUGAUGACGAUGACGGUGAUUUAUUCUUAACCCAGUCAGAUCCAGUUGACAUGGAAGAAUGUUCUCAGAUACAACAUGCCAUUCAAAUUGGGGCCCCAGAAGACGGUAGCACACCCAACACUGUGCAUUCCUCUCCAUCGCUCCCAGAAAAAGUCGAGCACUCAGUGUGUAAGUAUAGCGGCUGUUCGGAGACCGUUAGUGGCAACGGAGAACAUUGUGCAAAGCAUUCUGUACCAGAAAAACCAAGCGAUCACUUGUUUGCGAAACCCGGUCUGCCGCCUUCUCUUCAGAAACCCAUCAAACCUUCCACGGCCAAAGUUUUUGGUUCUGGUAACAUUUCAAGGACUGCUGCUCUUACUAAAGAUCUGGAAAACGUACCAAAGAUCCACGGUGUUUCUAAAGCUAAAGUCCAGCCACCCAAGCCUGCGUUCCAGAGACCAGCCAUGUCCUCAACCGGCCAAAAUAAGCCUUCAGUUCCACAGGUUACAAACAGCGUACUGCAGCCGCUUAUCAACCAAAAUAAUAUCCCAUUACAGACUGGUUCUUCUCCUGUAUUUCAGAAAGGAAACUUUCCUCAUCAUCAAAUGGGCCUUUCCCAAAUGCGUGACCCAGGUUGGCUAAUGAGGGAGGUUCUGAAGUGGAGAUAUGAAAUGUUUAAUAAUGUUUCUCAGUUUGGACCUCCUAGGGACCUCUGCGAAUUACCUCUAAUGAAGGUUCCUCUCAGGUUUUCUGGAUACGAUGAAUAUUUCAAUGCUUUCUUCCCCCUGAUGUUACUAAAUAGCUUUGAAUCGUUGGCUCAGGAUUGGUCAACUAAACAACAGACGAUAAAUUCCCAUCUAUGCAGGCUGCAGUUACAGAAUUUUUGCAUCGACAGUCAAGUAAACCGGGGAGAAUUUCAAGCUUGGUUUAGGGAUGCAGAUUUUAACAAGCAGCGCCAUCCCAAGGAAGAUGACUUGGUGUUUCUACUUACGCCAGAGUCGCAUAACAGCAUGACAGGGGAGGAAGGGGAACAGCCAACUUCCCUAGUGUAUCACACGGGAUACAUGUCGCGUUUUAUUCGUUCCCAGCGCACACAGAUCCAGGACAAGGAGCAAUAUACGCUGUGUGACUUUUGUAUCCACACCUACGGAAACCUUUCUGGAAGCCGCAAUCGGCAAGUGCAGUGCGUGGUGGUGGGCAGUCUGAUUACUACGCAAAGGCAAUACAAAGCGUUGCUUAAUCUGCCAAAGUCACCGCUCUUCAAGCCCAUCAUCCAUCCCAGUCCCUCACAUUUCCUGCCAAGGGAUAACCUAAGAAGCGAGAUCAACUUGUUCCACAGCCUGAAGGAGUAUAACAGCGAUCAGAAGAAUGCCAUCGAAAAAGCUUAUGCUAUGGUGAAACAGCACCCCAAAUUACCCAGAAUCUGCAUGAUCCACGGCCCGCCGGGGACCGGAAAGUCCAAGACAAUAGUGGGCUUUCUUUAUCGAAUUCUUAUGGAGAAGAGCAGCAGCAAUGUUCCAGAUCAAAACUUCAAUGUCAAAAACAAGAGGAACAGAGUUUUGGUUUGCGCCCCGUCCAACGCAGCUAUCGAUGACCUCAUGAAGAAGAUCAUACUAGAAUUCAAAGAGAAAUGCCACGACAAGAACAACCCCGUCGGGAACUGCGGAGACAUAAAUCUGGUUCGCCUGGGAGCGGAGAAAAGCAUUUCCAGCGAUGUUAUAAAGUUUAGCCUGGACUGUCAAGUAAACUACAGAAUGAAUCGCGCGCAGCAGGAUCAUAACAUGAUCAAACAGAAAGAAGCUUUGGAUAGGCAGCUGGACGAGCUGUCCCGCCAGCGAGCCAUGGAGAGAUGCAACAAGAAUACGUGUGAACAAUUGGAAGAGAAGAUUGCCAAACUGUCCAACGAAAGACAGCUUUUGGCACAUCGCCUAAAAGAGUUCCGCAGGCGUCCGCAAGAGGUUCAACGCAACAUUAUCCUGGAGUCCCAUGUCAUCUGCUGCACGCUGAGCACAAGCGGGGGGUUCCUGCUGGAGUCUGCCUUCCGACAACUAGGACAGGAGCCUUUUAGCUGCGUCAUUGUGGAUGAGGCUGGACAGUCCUGUGAAGUGGAGAACCUUAUUCCUCUUCUCCACCAAUGUUCUAAACUGGUGCUUGUUGGGGACCCGGAGCAGUUGCCUCCAACAGUUAUCUCACUGAAAGCUGGGGAUCUUGGCUUUGGGCAAUCACUGAUGUCCAGGCUUUGCCGGUAUUUGGAAACCGUAACGGCCGACUCCCCGGUUCUUCAGCUGACUGUACAAUACCGCAUGCAUCCUGACAUCUGCCUCUUCCCAUCAAAUUACUUCUACCGGCGCAUGCUGAAGACAGAUAGGGUAACAGAAGAGGUCCGCUGUUCCUCAGACUGGCCUUUCCAGCCGUACAUGGUGUUUGAUGUGUCGGAUGGAUACGAGAAGAAAGAAAGGGAAUCAUUUUUCAACCCCCAGGAAAUUAAAGUCGUUCUGGCUCUCAUAAAGCUCAUUAAAAGCAAGAAAAAAGAGUUCUGCUUUAGAAAUAUUGGAAUUAUCACUCCAUAUCGUGCUCAGAAGGUGAUGAUUAUUGAUGCACUUAGAAAAGCAUUUGGAAACGAUAACAAGCCAGGGGAAGUGGACACAGUAGAUGGUUUUCAGGGUCGUCAGAAGGAUUGCAUUAUUGUUACGUGUGUCCGUGCCAACGCCGCACAGGGUUCCAUCGGAUUUCUUGCAAGUCGACAGCGCAUGAACGUGACGAUCACCAGAGCCAAGUUUAGUCUCUUUAUCUUGGGAAACCUCAGAACCCUUAUGGAGAACAACGAUUGGAACCACUUAAUCCAAGAUGCCCAAAAAAGGGGAGCUCUUAUUAAGACAAAAGAGGACAACUACCAAAAUGAUGUCAGUAAGAUCCUGAAGCUUAAGCCCGUAGCACAACGCACCGCUCACAUUCCUAGUGGAAGAGCAGAUGAGAGGCAUAGGGAUAGUUCCCAUAAUCCGCCCCAGAGUAAGGUUUCAAGGGAGUCUGCUAAGCCGUAUGGAGGUACUGCCCCGACACCUUCACGGCCUGUGGUGCCUCCACCUGACGAUUCCAGAAGGGAUUCCUCUAAAAACUUAGUGAGCCCCUCUACAGCGUCUUCUGCGCCCCGAGAGAAGUUAAAGGACCCCAGGUUAGCUCGUCGACUGGAGAGCACAAAGGAACCACAAGGACCCAGUCCAACAUCUGGACCUUCCCAGCACCGAUUCAUUCUAAAUCGGGGACAGAACAGCAGCCAUCGACCUCUGUCCAUAAUACAUUUCACGGCUGACGUUCGACAGCCUCCGCAACCAACCCCGGGCUCUCUCAAUAGGAGACCAACAAGUAGCUUUCUCAGCGACAAAGAUCGGGCUGGUAAGCCAGCUUCGGAAGGAGACCAUGAAGCAAAGAAGAGGAAAGUUUGAUGAGAACUCCAUUGUGCUUCUGUUAACAGGUGGAACGCUGCAGGCAGAUGGAACAGUCCUAUUCUGUACAGGCCUUGGAAACCGUACCUUUUUUUUGUAUUUAAAACAUACUAUGCAAGAUUCACUCACACAAAUCCCUGUGCUGAUCAAAGGAUGGCUACUACCUGUUGAUAUGGCAAAAAGGGGGUCAUUAUAUAAUACAUGUAUCUAGUAGUGUAAGAUAGUUGUGUUGAUACUGUGAACAAACUUAUUUUAUUAUAGACAGAGAAAUUUUAUAAUGGCUAAAAAAGCCAAACCUUUUUUUUUGUUUGUUUGUUUGUCGUAUAAUUUCUGUUCACUUUGUCUGAAUUCAUUUUACCAUCCUGCAUCCGAUACGAUGGCGCAGUUCUGGUCUGUAUGUAACAAAGCCUCAAAUAUGUUUUUUUCCUAAGUCGCUUGUGUGUGUGGUUAACAUUACCUCUUCUUGAGACUAAAAGUAACUUAAAGUAAUUUACUUUGACCAGCUGAUUCUCAGUUAGAUGAUGGAAUAUAUAUAUAUAUUUGUGGCUGGAAAACAUCUGUAUUUUACAUUAGGCAGGAGGCAGGGAGUAGUAUAUUCUAACGCUCAUUCCUUGGAAUUAUCAGCUUGGUUCUAAUUGUCUUAAAAACCCAAGAACUCAAAUGGUUUUGUGAAAACAUAAUUCAGUUUAUACUUUCAUUUACUUCUGUUACUUUUUAUAAGUGCGGCGGUAGGGGACAAAAUGACAACGUUCAUGGUUUUUGCAUACAAAAACUUCUUUUUUUGUGGUUGUAUAAAAUAUAAAAACCCCUUA